This is a messenger RNA of Eruca vesicaria subsp. sativa (arugula), 270 nucleotides long. Lineage: Eukaryota; Viridiplantae; Streptophyta; Magnoliopsida; Brassicales; Brassicaceae. The record is from the annotation of a GenBank genome assembly.
AUGGCUUCAUACUACGCAGGGUCUUAUGAAGAGCCACACUUUCUAGAGUCUUGCUCUCUUUGCCGUAAACACCUUGGUCUUAACUCAGACAUCUUCAUGUAUAGAGGAGACAAGGCGUUUUGUAGCAAUGAGUGUAGAGAAGAACAGAUUGAGUCUGAUGAAGCCAAGGAGAAAAGCUGGAAAGUUUCUGCUAGAUCUCUCCGUAAAAAAUCUUCCGAAGCUGCUAAAGAUUGCAAAACCGUUCGGACAGGAACUCUUGUGGUGGCUUAG